GCUCCCCGCGCCCCGCAGCGCGGCGCGUCCCCAGAGACCCCAGCCCCCCCCGUCCCGCAGCCCCGCGCGGUGCGGGAUCGCGGCCAUGGCUCCAAGGGGGGUGCGGAGCCCGGGCCGGGCUGUGCGGGGCGCAGACUGAGUGCGGGGCGCGGCGGGGCAGCAGGUGAGAGCGGGAGAGGGACGCGGGGACGCUCAGACGGGGACGGACGGUCGGAUAGGGGACACCGCGACAGGGGGACAGCGGGACACACGGACACGGGGACACACGGACACGGGGACAGCGCGAGAUGGGGAAGACGGGGGAUGAGGACAUCGCGACAUUUGGACACGGGGACACCGGGGCACGGGGACACCUGGACGUGGGACACGCGGACACGGGGUGCGAUGACGGAGGCUGAGUAUCACCGCGUGGAGGACCCCGAGGAGGAUUCCCCCCCGGGUGAGGAAGAGCUGCUGCUGCACGUCACCGAGGGGCGGCAAGGCUCCUGGCAUCACAUCAAGAACCUGGAUGAUUUCUUCACCAAGAUCUACCACUUCCACCAGAAGAACGGCUUCGCCUGCAUGCUGCUGUCAGACCUCUUCGAGCUGGGGCAGUUCGUGUUCGUGGUGGCCUUCAGCGCGUUCCUGCUGUGCUGUGUGCGCUACGAUGUGCUCUUCGCCGACCGACCGCUCAACCGCAGCCACGUUCCCCCCGAGCGCAGUAAGGUGACGCUGCCCGACGCGGUGCUGCCCGCGCCCCAGUGCGCACGGAGGAUCGCUGCCAGCGGUUGGCUCGUCUUCCUGCUGGCCAUGGCGGCGUUGUUCUGGCUGUGCCGCCUGCUGAAGGUGCUGCGCGGACUGCUCGCCUACUGGGACAUCCGCCGCUUCUACGGGGAGGCGCUGCGCAUCCCCGCGGGCGAGCUGUGCAACUACAGCUGGCAGGAAGUGCAGGCGCGGCUCAUCGCCCUGCAGCGCGAGCAGCAGCUCUGCGUGCACAAACGGGAGCUGACGGAGCUGGACAUCCACCACCGCAUCCUGCGCUUCAGCAACUACACCGUGGCCAUGGUCAACAAGUCGCUGCUUCCCGUGCGCUUCCGCCUGCCUCUGCUGGGCCCCGUCGUCUUCCUGACUCAGGGCCUGCACUACAACCUGGAGCUGCUGCUCUUCCGCGGCCCCGGCGCGCUCUUCCUCAACUCCUGGAGCCUGCGGCCGCAGUACAAGCGGGCGGGCGAGCGGCUGGCGCUGGCACGACGCCUGGCACGCAGCACUGUGCUGCUGGGAGCCGCCAACCUGCUGCUGUGCCCGCUGGUGUUGGUCUGGCAGCUGCUCUACGCCUUCUUCAGCUACGCCGAGGUGCUGCGGCGGCGGCCGGGCGUCCUGGGCACGCGGCGUUGGUCGCUGUACGGCCGCCUCUACCUGCGGCACUUCAACGAGCUGCAGCACGAGCUGACGGCACGGCUGGGCCGCGGGCACCGCCCGGCCACGCGCUACAUGAACUCCUUUGCCAGCCCCGUGCUGGCCGUGCUGGCACGUCAUGUCGCCUUCUUCGCCGGCUCCGUGCUGGCCGUGCUCAUCGCGCUCACCGUGUACGACGAGGACGUGCUGACGGUGCAGCACAUCCUCACUGCCAUCACGCUGCUGGGGCUGCUGCUCACCGUCGCCAGGUCAUUUAUCCCCGACGAGCACUCGGUGCAGUGCCCGGAGCAGCUGCUGCAGCGCGUCCUGGCGCACACGCACUACAUGCCGCAGCACUGGCAGGGCAGCGCCGGCGCGGCGGAGACGCGCACCGAGAUGGCCCAGCUCUUCCAAUACAAAGCGGUGUUCAUCCUGGAGGAGCUGCUCAGCCCCAUCCUCACGCCGCUCAUCCUCAUCUUCGCGCUGCCCUCCCGCGCUCUCGACAUCGUCGACUUCUUCCGUAACUUCACGGUGGAGGUGGUGGGCGUGGGGGACGUCUGCUCCUUCGCGCAGCUGGACGUGCGCCGCCACGGGAACCCGCAGUGGCUGUCGGAGGGGCAAACGGAGGCCUCCGUGUACCAGCGGGCGGAGAACGGCAAGACGGAGCUGUCGCUGAUGCACUUCGCCAUCUCCAACCCGCGCUGGCAGCCGCCGCCGCACAGCGGGCUGUUCCUCAGCCACGUGAAGGAGCGGCUGCAGAGGGAUGCGGCCCCGCACGGCCCGGCCGAGGGCGCACUGCGUGCAUCCCUGCUUGGGGACGGCUCCGCUGCGCCGGACGCCCUGCUCACCAGUGUCCUGGCCCACCCACUGCUGGCGGCCAGCGGUCUGGUGCCCCGGGACCGGCGCUUCACCCAGCCCUGCAGCACAGCCAGCGCUGCUGCCAGUGUCCUGCUGUCCCUGUCAUCCCCACUGCCUGGGAGGGGACACGGCCCUUUGGAGAGCCCUGAGCGCCCAUUGCCCGAGAGCCCAGUGCUCAGUGAGUCGCGUCUGCUCAGCCUGAGCCGCUCAGCCGUGCUGGCCGAGGUGGCCUCUGCCGAGAUGAGCCUGCAUGCCAUCUACAUACACGAGCUCCACCUGCAGCAGCAGCAGAGCCCUGUGGGGCUGUGGGCGGCGGCAGGGGCUCCCAAGAGGCCCUCGGUGACCACAGGCUCGGCCGCCCGCGCCUCGCAGCACGAGCUCCGGGAGAUGCCGCUGGGUGGCUGGGCUGAGGAGGAUGAGGAGGAUGAAGAUGAGGAGGAAGAGCAGACGACGAGGUAGCUGUGCUGCAUGCAGCUCUGGUGAGCGCAGCCCCGGCUCCGGAAUAUCGGUGCCCACUGGAGGAUCGUCUGGGGGUCUGCCCAUGGGGACCCCCAUCCAGCUGCAUCCCCACGCAGUGUGGGGCCGUGGUGCUGCUGGGUGCUCCCGCCCCCCCCAGGUGCUAUAUUUAUAUGGGGGGCAUGACACUGUGGGGUGCAGCUCUGAGCCCAUGUGGGUCAGGGCCCCCCCACCUGCUGUGGUCAUGGUGGGGGCAGUGCUGGGCCCUGAGCAGCCCCGGGGGCAAAUAAAGGUUUACAGAGUGUUGUGCUGUGCUGAGUGCUGCA
Messenger RNA from Phasianus colchicus (ring-necked pheasant), 3014 nucleotides. The record is from RefSeq and is a predicted model, not a curated record. Lineage: Eukaryota; Metazoa; Chordata; Aves; Galliformes; Phasianidae.